This is a messenger RNA of Sabethes cyaneus, 2555 nucleotides long. Its product is annotated as glycoprotein-N-acetylgalactosamine 3-beta-galactosyltransferase 1-like. The transcript has 7 exons. The record is from RefSeq and is a predicted model, not a curated record. Gene Ontology annotation, cellular component: membrane. Gene Ontology annotation, molecular function: N-acetylgalactosaminide beta-1,3-galactosyltransferase activity. Lineage: Eukaryota; Metazoa; Arthropoda; Insecta; Diptera; Culicidae. The coding region runs from base 1055 to 2287 and encodes 410 amino acids.
UUUUGUAUCAGCAGUUCUAACGCAAAACUGAUUGUGAUCUGAGUUUACAUUGCCAGAGAAAAAGGUACCUUGUGCAUUAGUUUUCUACCAAUCAGUAAAAAGAAUAUCGUGUAUGGAAUCAUCAAAAAGCGGCUUAGUUUUUUCGCCAUAAAUAAUGAAGAUUACUCGGUGUAGAUUGCGUAGGGCUUAAUGACUUCCGGUCACAAACGGUUCAAAAGUCGGUAAAUUCAUUUCCAACUUAUUGCAUCGGCAGAGAUUCGUGCGUGAUCUCGCAAUCACAAAAAUACUCAUUAGUGGAUAAGCAGCAAACCGAAAAGUUACCAGCGACGCGCCAUACUCAGCUCUCUUUCUUUUUUAAAACGUCCUCUGCUGACCGACAAACUCGGACGCAUUGCUGGAGAAAGAUACCGAAUGCAUUUAGAAUAACAAUACCGGUAGUAAAUGACAUACUCAAUAUCUGCACCAUAGGUAGUCGCUAGACCGCAGUGGCGUUAAAGAAUGCCAGUAUCCAACGAACCGUAACGUAUCAUCACACACGCCCGCUAUCACCGGCGAUAGAACGACAUACAUUCUGACAAUGAAUGGUUUUUCAAACAAAAGCUAUACGUAAACCGCGAAAAGUGAAUUUUGAUGAGUACGAGAAAAAAAAACAUUUACAGUCUAAUCAGUGUCUCGUACAGCAUUUGCCAAACGGAGAGAAAGAGGUUUACAUCCGGGAAAAUAAUACAGCUCGGUGCUGAUGAAAAUGCAAAGCAGACCCAUGUAAGCGUAAACCGCGGCGGUUAGACGAGAUUCAAUUAAAGCUGGAACGAAUUUUCAGUUUUAGUAAUUGUUUAGGUUUGAAAGCUGCUAAAUUGUCGCGAAACGAGUCGUAAUUUAGGUAGCAAACAGUUGAAGGUUGCAUUGAGUGAGAUGUUAAAUUAAUUUGAGAUUAGUGUAGAGUGAAGUGAACGAACGAAAAAGUGUGCUGUGAAUGUAUCGAUGUGAAUAGUUUGACUAUUUUAGCAAGUUAAUAAAAGCAUCACUAGCAUUGAACUAGGACAUACAAUUAGUCAUGAAGAUAACUGAAAUAGGUAUCCGCAAUCAUGGUCAUCCACGAACGUUGCUCACCCUCAUCUUCGGAACCGUGCUGGGAUUUAUGUUCGCUACCUUUAUCACAUUUAGCACUAGUCGUACACCGUGGCUCCCAGAGUACUAUCAUUCGAGAGAAUCUCCACCGGUAGUGGCUGAUCCACAUACUGGAAACGAGCUAAGAGAUGCCGCUGGGCCAGAGAAGGACGUUGGAUUCCAUGGAAAGCAUGAAGAAGCUCACGCGCAUGAAAAUUCGUCUCUUGCGCAUCAGUUGCAGCAAGAGGUUCGGGUGUUGUGCUGGAUAAUGACAAAUCCGGGCAAUCACAAAAAGAAAGCACUGCAUGUGAAGCGAACGUGGGGUUCGAGAUGCAAUAAGUUACUAUUUAUGAGUUCAAAAGAAGACCCUUUGCUAAACUCCAUAGCAUUGCCUGUCAAAGAAGGCCGAAGCAAUCUGUGGGCCAAAACCAAGGAGGCAUUUAAGUAUAUCUAUCAGCAUCACUUAGAUGACGCGGAUUGGUUUAUAAAGGCCGACGAUGAUACGUAUGUGAUUGUGGAAAAUCUACGGUACAUGCUGUACCCGUACUCAUCGAGUUAUCCGAUUUACUUUGGUUGCAAAUUCAAGCCAUUCGUGAAGCAAGGUUACAUGUCUGGUGGCGCCGGCUAUGUGCUCAGUAAAGCCGCAGUGAAACGUUUUGUUGAAGAAGCCAUUCCUAACAAAAAUUGCCGGCAGGAUAACGAUGGUGCCGAGGAUGUGGAGAUGGGCAAAUGUAUGGAAGCAGUUAAAGUCUUGGCAGGCGACUCGCGAGACUCUCUAGGCAGGGGGCGAUUUUUCCCAUUUGUUCCUGAACAUCAUCUCAUUCCUAACCAUGUAGAUAAAGAUUUCUGGUACUGGAAGUACAUUUACUAUAAAACGGAUGAGGGUCUGGACUGUUGCUCAGACAAUGCAAUAUCUUUCCACUAUGUGUCUCCCAAUCAGAUGUACGUACUGGAUUAUUUGGUUUAUCACUUGCGGCCGUACGGUAUUGUUGGUCACUCUCAACCACUACCAAAGAAACUGUCACUAGCGGAUGUGGUUCUGUCGGACGAUCGUAGUAGAACUACCGAGACUCCACCAAGCGGUGAUAAAUCAAAAUUGAUCGGAGAAAUUGAUGAACAGCGGAAUCGACUAUUAAAUACCAAAGAUGAACAAGAAUCGAACAGUUUACUACUUGAGUAGUAGAACAUUUUCUAGUAAGUUGUAGUUGUGAUCGAAUAGCCAAACUACUACUGUGUGCGUGUCAUCUGUGAUGAUGAUAGAUUUGUGCAUUUGCAGUGAGUGAUUUUAGGUUCGUGUAAAAGAACUUGUAGUCAUAAGAGAAGUUUAAAGUUCAUGCGCCAUACUAAUGAAUUGCGAUUUAAGCAGAUAUACCAAAGUUUUUUGUCAGUGAAUAUCGCAGUAAGCGAUCCAUUCCUUAUAAAGUUAUGUGUAACGAAUCUCAAAAUAA